AUGCAUAUCCUUCGUUGUUUCCUGUAUUCAAGUAGAGCUCCACCUGAAAAGGCUGGUUGCGCUAGUCUUUUCUUGACAGCCACUUUCAGUAUAUGUUCUGUGGUAGAAAGAAAAGCCCGGCUGGAGGAAGCUGUCAAAACCGUGUAUUUUAUGGAGAGUAGAGGUGUAUCACCAAGUUAUGCUACUUACAAUCACCUUCUUCAGGCAUGCAUGGACACGAAGUCUUUGAAUCAUGGCUUAAAGCUGCAUCAGCACUUAAUUUCCAAAAAAUCCAUAAGAUUACCACUCCAAAUCAAGGUGAAGCUUGUAAAGUUGUAUUCUGUUUGUGGUGAGAUUAACAAAGCCCGCCAGCUGUUUGAUGAAAUCCCUCAACCAGACAGUCGGUGUUGGGCUGCCAUGAUAAAUGCCUAUUCCAAGCAUGGCUACCCAAACGAAUCUCUAAAAUUGUAUUCAGAUAUGAAGUUUAAGAAUGGAACUCAACCUGAUAAGUUCAUCUUGUUAGCUGUUGUAAAAGCCUGUUCCAUGUUAUCUGAUUUGGUCAAGGCUAAGGAGAUUCAUGAAGAUGCCGAAAGAUUUUGUCCUUCAUCUAUUUUGGUCAAGAAUGCACUUAUUGAUUUGUAUGGAAAAUGUGGAUGCAUGUAUGGUGCAAAUCUCAUAUUCAAUAAAUUGCCUGAGAAGGAUGUAAUUUCAUGGACUUCCAUGAUUGUUGGCCUUGUUCAGUGUGGUCACUGGGAGGAUGCCUUGCAACUCUUCUCUAAAAUGGUAUUGGCUGCGGUACAACCAAAUUCAGUUACAAUCUCUUCGGUCCUUGCUGCUUGUUCUAGUUUAUUGGAUUUGAAGUUGGGCAGGAUUAUCCAUGGCUAUGUUAUCAGGAUCGGCAUUGAAGAUAAUGUCCUUGUAAGUGGGGCCCUCAUAGACAUGUAUGCGAAGUGCUUGAAUGUUUUGCAUGCUAGGCGCUUGUUUGAUAUUUCUCCACAGAGGGAUGUGGUAUCCUGGAAUGUAAUUUGUGCAGCUUAUCUUCAAAGUGGUGAGGUAGAGAAGGCAAUUCAACUGUUCCAAGAAAUGAAGUCACUGCAGGCUAUGACAAAUGUAGCUUCUUGGAACGUGAUGAUCAGUGGAUGUGCUCAAAAUGGUGAAACAGUGACUGCAAUUGAACUGUUUGAGCAAAUGGUCAAUGAGCGAGUCAAGCCAAAUCAUAUCACCAUUGCCAGCAUUUUACCAGCUUUGAGCAGUGUCGAAUCUAGAAGAGGGAGAGAGUUGCACAGCUAUUGCUUCCGGCAUUGUUUUAUUGAAGAUACCAUUGUGGCUACUGCUGUGAUUAGCAUGUAUGCAAAUUGUGGGAGCUUGAACAUUGGUUUGAAAGUUUUCAAUGAAAUGCUCGAAAGAGAUACUAUAUCUUGGAAUGUUGUAAUUCGUGCAUAUGCUACGCAUGGAUAUGGAAUGGAAGCAUUAGCUGUUUUCCAGAAGAUGCAAAAAAUGGGUGUAAGGCCAAAUGCAGGUACUUUUGCAGGUGUUUUAUCUGCUUGCAGUCAUGCUGGAUUGGUGGAAGAAGGCCAUCAUUUCUUCCACUCCAUGAGUAUGUAUCAUGGGCUUGUGCCUGAUGCUGAUCACUAUGCUUCCAUGGUUGACAUACUCAGCCGUGCUGGUUUGCUUAAUGAUGCAUAUCUAUUCAUACAGAAUAUGCCUGUUAAAGCUACUGCUAGUUCUUGGGGAGCUCUACUUGGUGCCUGCAGGGUAUAUAAGAACAUUACCUUGGGAAAAAUUGCAGCGAGGUACCUAUUUCAGAUUGAACCAGAUAAUCCAGGGAAUUACAUACUGCUUGCAAAUAUGUAUAUUGCAUUAGGAAUGUGGGAAGAUGCAUUGAAUAUGAGGAAGUUAAUGAGGAAUAGAGGGAUUGAGAAAACACCUGGUUGUAGCUGGGUUCAAGUGAGAGGCCAAAUUUACACUUUUGUUGCUGGUGAUAAGUCACAUGUUCAGAAAGAGAAGAUUUAUGCAUACCUACAUGAACUGAAUGAUAAGAUGAAACUAGCAGGUUAUUUGCCAGACACCAGAUUUGCACUGGCAGAUGUGGAUUUUGAAGAGAAAGAAGAAGUUCUUGGUUAUCAUAGUGAGAAAUUGGCAGUUGCCUAUGCAUUGCUCAAUAUGGAGUCAGCUUCUACCGUUUGUAUUUUCAAAAAUAUUCGAAUUUGUGGAGAUUGCCAUAAUGCCAUGAAGUUUUUGUCUGAUAUUACUGGGGUUCGGAUCACAAUCAGAGACUCAAUCCGCUUUCACCACUUUAGCAAUGGAUUCUGUUCUUGUCAGGACUUCUGGUGAUUCAGGGUUGAUAUAUUGCUGCUAUGUAGGUUAGGCCAGUUACCAUUAGGGUUUUUGCAGAAAGUAGCAGCUACAGGCAAGUUGAGAUGAAUUAGAUUACAGUUUGCCACUGCUAUGAUAGAGCAUGUGAAUGAACAAAAUAUUGAACAGAGGGCAUGAUUUAUACUUGCCUGCUUCAAUAGUUUUUUGUUCAAUGCAAGCAGCUUAUAACAGAACAUCACUAAAAAUAUUAUUGGCAUCUUUCUGCCCCUGGAGUUGUGGUGGCACCAAGUAAUGUGCUUAUGGAACCAGAGUUUGAGAACUGGUGCAUGAUGAACUGGUUUGAACCAGUCCUGAGUAUUUUUUAUGUUGGCUUGGCUGCCCAAGUGGAACAUUUUCUCUGCAUCCUUUGAAUGUUCCAAGUGUAAACUUGGAUAAAUGGCAGUAGUCAAGACAAGCUUUUAAGAGAAAUAGCGUCCUUCAUGGCUAGGAUCGUGGACUUUAUGGCUUGUAUUUUGGAUCAUAUGGCAACAAAGUUGCUAUCAUUGAUAGCCAGAUUAAAAGUUUAACAUGGAUUAUGAAGAAAGCUUAUUUGCAUCUUCUACUGAUGGCAUUAGAUUGCCCUGAGCAGUCCACAUUACCGCUGGCUUGCCUGUUGCAAGACAAAGAUGGGAGAUCAAUUAGAAUGAAGAUGAUUUUAGCUUCUUGACACUUACUUUCUCUGGAUCCAAGGCUUUGUCAAGAAGGUAGAGCUGAUAGAGGAUCAUUUCUUUCGCUGGAAAUGUAAUGUCUUGGCUACUGGGCCUACUGCCAUUGCUUUCGAGAUUACCAAAAUUUUAUAUGUUGGUCAAUGUGGACCCUCAAGGCAUCCUUGACUUAGUGAUCGGUUAACUGCUAAGUAGAUAUGAAAUGGUGCUGUUUGCUGACUUUCUAAGAUGUGGUCUUGCUUGUGAAAUUUAAAAACUGCUGCGGACCACUGAUGGACGGCUCAUGGGGCCAAAGAUUUCAAUGAGUUUCUGCAAGCCCACGGUAGAGCGGGGAUUCUUCAGUUCCAGCAUCCUUCUUGCUUGAUGGCUUUAGCCUACUGUUGAAGGCAUGUCGUGUUGCCAAGUAGCCAACACUAAGCGGAGGUUCUUAAAGCAUUCAAACAUGAUAGUUGUUGUUUCAGUAAAAGUCGGCUUCUGUAAUAUGUUCGAAAAUAUUCCAGGAGUUUUCUCUAAUGAAUAAAUACCGUGAUAAUAGUUGUGGUGUUCACUUUAUGAUUUACGUAAUUAAUAAAAUGCUU
Molecule: messenger RNA, 3577 nt
Organism: Nymphaea colorata (pocket water lily)
Lineage: Eukaryota; Viridiplantae; Streptophyta; Magnoliopsida; Nymphaeales; Nymphaeaceae
Product: pentatricopeptide repeat-containing protein At2g29760, chloroplastic-like
Exons: 2
Coding region: 1-2313 (770 amino acids)
Biological process (GO): RNA modification
Molecular function (GO): protein binding; zinc ion binding; RNA binding
Source: RefSeq, a predicted model, not a curated record